Polyodon spathula (Mississippi paddlefish) is the source of this 1170-nucleotide messenger RNA. Its product is annotated as tumor protein D54-like. The transcript has 10 exons. The coding region runs from base 221 to 943 and encodes 240 amino acids. Gene Ontology annotation, cellular component: cytoplasm. Lineage: Eukaryota; Metazoa; Chordata; Actinopteri; Acipenseriformes; Polyodontidae. Gene Ontology annotation, biological process: carbohydrate metabolic process. The record is from RefSeq and is a predicted model, not a curated record.
CCGGAUGUAGGAUGUUUAAGGCUGGUCAAGCUGAACGGAGUCGUUUUCGUAGUGCAGCGGUGUCUCUCUGGGGUUUUUUGUUGUUGUUGUUGUAGAUUCCGAUGUUAAGAGGAGCUAGUUUGCAUUUCGAAAAAGCUCGAUAAAACAUAAAGCAGUGGUAAUAUUUUUUACACGCAACGUCGACAUCGAAAGACCAGGCACUGUUUAGAAUUGUGACAACAUGGAGUCUGCAAAUCAAGAUAUCAACCUCAACUCUCCCAAUAAAGGGCUUGUGUCGGACAGCUUGAUAGACGUGCCAGUACCAGGUGCCACAGGUACCACAGUGCCAGUAGGCUUGACCGAAGAAGAGUCAGAGGAAUUAAAGAAUGAGCUGACCAAGGUGGAGGAUGAGAUUGUCACCCUGCGUCAGGUGCUCGCUGCCAAAGAGAAAACUGCUUACGAACUCAAAAGAAAACUGGGACUCACUCCACUGAACGAAUUGAAACAAAACUUCACCAAAGGCUGGCAAGAUGUUCAGACGUCCUCGGCCUAUGUGAAAACCACCGAGAAACUCGGAGAGUGGAAUGAGAAAGUUACCGGUUCUGAUUUAUAUCUGUCAGCGAGUGCCACUUUGGAGGACUUAACCCAAUCAGAAGCAUACAAGAAGACUCAGGAAACACUGUCUCAGGCAGGCCAGAAGACCUCUGCUGCUCUCACCACUGUGGGUUCUGUUAUCACCAGGAAGUUUGGAGACAUGAGAGCUCUUCCGUUCUCACAGUCAUUUAGCAGUUACUCCAUUCGCCAGUCGAUAAGUAUGCCUGCAAUGAGGAACUCCCCAUCGUUCAAGUCAUUUGAAGACAAAGUUGGAACUAUCAAGUCCAAAGUUGUGGGUGGCAGAGAGAAUGGGGAUGGCCUGCAGUCUCCCACUGAAAUGAAUCCUGCUAAGGAUGGAGCUCCAUUCUAGACUGGAUGUCCAGCAGGACAUACUCGAUCACUGAAGCCCUUACACUUCACAACAGAGCAAGCCCCCACCCCCCAACACUGAAGCAUGUGCAUAUAUAUAUAAUAUAAAUUUUCAUUUGAUGAUGUAAUUAGCCAGAAAAAAAUAGGCUAAUAACCAUUUUGUAUUAGAAAUAAUUUUACACAGCUUUGUAUAAUGAUUUUACAUAACAUUUACCAUUAAGCUGCCAU